Messenger RNA from Bufo gargarizans (Asiatic toad), 1568 nucleotides. RefSeq lists its product as uncharacterized. Bases 96 to 1568 code for a protein of 490 amino acids. The record is from RefSeq and is a predicted model, not a curated record. The transcript has 12 exons. NCBI's taxonomy places the organism in Eukaryota, Metazoa, Chordata, Amphibia, Anura, Bufonidae.
CGUGCCACGUCAUAUGGACGCUUACGUCGUUGCCAAGGGCAAGGUGGCUGGCGUCUAUCGGCAUUAGCAACGGGAUUCUGGCGUCAGACACAGAGAUGGAAGUAACUUCUGGUCAGCAUAGCCUUUCUGCUAACAGAUAUCUACGGUUUAAUGAACCAUGGUUGGAUUUUUGCAUUCACAAUACAUUGCUACCAGGAAGCCCAUGGCAUCAGGUGUUGACAAAGAUUAGUGGUGCCUUUGCUAAAAAUGUACAGUUGUUGCCUGAUGAUCCCAAGGAAAGGCAAAUGAUAUUCAAACUCGUAGGAAAAAACUUCGUACUAAACUAUUUUAGUGAAUAUCCAAAUGAUCCUAGUCUAUUGCAUGCUCCAAACAUGAGCAUAGUAGAACAUGAGAAAAUGGAAAAAAAAUUAAAGCGUUGGCUUUGGGAUCAAUGGAAAAAGGCAGCAGAGCAAUCUGGAUGUACUACAGAUGAAGGUACAACAGAUGUCUCGCCAGAAAUGACAAGUUUUAUAAAUCACACUUUCCAGCUGGUCGAGAAUGCAAUGGAUUUGUCUUUAGCUCUACAUGAAAACAAUGAAAAGAGACACUUCUUAGGAAUGGAUGAAGAGUUUGUAUCAUGGAGAUCAUUCUCAAGGAAACGACCAAAAUCGGUUGAAAGUAAAGACCUGCAUUUGGCCAUGAACAGUACAGAAACAUUUCCAUUGAGCAAUAAUAAAGGACUUUCAGGACAUCAGAUAAAACCCCCACCUUUAAGCUGUGCUGGGGCUGAAGUGCUGGGUAAUUCAAUCUGUGCAAUCAUUUCAUUAGACUCAACUACCAUGACUUCAGUCUGCGAUAGGCUUAAUGGACACCUUCUUCCAAGAGCUCUCAGGAGGUUUAUAUGGAUGGAUAAACUUCUAAGGUCUGAAGAGAAUCUCAAAGGAAAAAAUAUAAAUGUAAUAAAACAAGAAGCAAGGGAAAGAUACGGUAGAAGACUGGAACACAGAUGUGCUGAGCUAAAGCUGAGAAGUGCAACACGUUCCCCCAUUUCAGGCCUUAUUGAGAAUGCUGUUAUAGAGAAAUUUAGAAAUACUCCAUCCAUGCGUCCCUUUGCAUCAGAUGAGGAAAUGAUCAAGGAUUCCAGCAAAUCAUUAAAUGUUCUUUAUGUUUAUAAUGGUAUAUAUGAGCCCUAUCAAAUCCACUGGCUGUUUCCACUUCAAAUAGCAUUCAGGCAAAUGCCAACUACAGCUGAGCAUCCAUAUGAAUUAUUCAUGUAUCAACAUCUUCUGAUUAAAAAUAUAUUCCCUUCAUGGCUCGAAAUUUUUGCAAUGGCUGAACGGGUCAUGGAUACCCUGCAAACAGAGGAUAUGGAGCUAUUUACUCAUCUUCAACGUACUUUUCCAAGGAACGUGACUUUCAACCCAAAAGAUUUCUUAGUAGAACUGAUAGCUAGAGAAAGAGAAGAAGCUCUGAAACUUUACGCAAGUAGCUACAAGCCUCAAAGCCUUUCUAACUUCCAUGAGGAACACUUGGCAAGUCCAAUCAUCUUCCUUAGAAAAUGGAUGGGCGAGAAUCCAACACAAAUCUAA